Molecule: messenger RNA, 1280 nt
Organism: Ictalurus furcatus (blue catfish)
Lineage: Eukaryota; Metazoa; Chordata; Actinopteri; Siluriformes; Ictaluridae
Gene: colec10
Product: collectin sub-family member 10 (C-type lectin)
Exons: 6
Coding region: 114-854 (246 amino acids)
Source: RefSeq, a predicted model, not a curated record
GUGGGCUCUGGACAGUGUUGUUUGACAGCUGGACAGUGAUGUGAUAAGGCUUCUGUAAACACGAGCAGAUCCGAGGAUCUACUCCGUCCACUCGACUGCAGCGCUGCACAGACAUGGCUGGACAGGAAUUCCUCAGGAAAACUCUGCUACUGCUUUUGUUUCUGGUUCUUUACGCCGUUGCUUUGGGGUUCUCCAUGGACGUUUGUUCCAACACCAUUUUACCCGGAUCUAAAGGAGAUCCUGGCGAGGUAGGAGAUGCAGGAGAUGAGGGACGACUCGGGAAAACCGGACCGCCGGGACACACAGGCGUCCCGGGGGAGAACGGAGAGAUAGGAGACGCUGGGAGAACUGGGAAAACUGGUCCUGCUGGAGAACGAGGAGAAACCGGAGAGCGAGGAAACGCUGGAGCCUCAGGGAUAAAGGGGAAAGCAGGUUCUACGUGUGACUGCGGGAGGUACAGGAAAGUGGUCGGACAAAUGGACAUCAACGUCAACAAACUGAAAAACGCCGCCAAGUUCCUGAAAAACGUGAUUCUGGGCGUUAAAGAGACGGAGCAGAAGUUUUACCUGCUGGUGAAGGAGGAGCGUAAACCCAGCGAUGCUCAGCUGAACUGCCGGCUGAGAGGAGGAACCCUGGCUCUGGCUGGCACCGAGAACAUCAGCACACUGCUGGGCUCCUACAUUGGCGAGGCAGGUCUCACUCACGUUCUGGUCGGAACAGGAGGAGAACCCGAGCAUGGCGAGAACGCUACGGUUUCGGGUCGCAGGUGCACGCAGGUGGCGUCUGACGGAGCGCUGAGCCGGGCCGAGUGCGACGCCAUGAAGUUCUACAUCUGUGAGUUCUCCAGGAACUAAGCGCAGGACCUGCAUUCAGGAAGACACGUGGAGAGAGAAAUGGGUUCUUUAAAGGUGCUUGAAUUCUUGGAACUCUUUCAGAUAGGGAAACACUUUGUUGCUGAAGAACACUAAAAGUGUGGAAAAUAGUGAAGCGGACACGUCUUGAGUAUGUUUAAUUCGACGCAGUUCUGAAUUUAAGAAGACUUCUCCUUCUCGUUUGUAAAAUAUUCAUGUUAUUAUUAUUAGCCAGUCAGAAAAGUUUCGAAAGUGUGUUAAAUUGUGUAAUAAUUAUUUUGUAAUAAUCUCUUAAUGAGCAAUAUGAUAUAAUAAUCCAUAUCAUUUGCAUAUUCAAAUAUUUAUUUGCUCCUUGUGAUGUGAUCAUAGACAUUUUCACUCAUGUGCAUCGGUGUUUAUGCUGUGGAUUAAAAUUCAGUUUGAACUCUA